Molecule: messenger RNA, 201 nt
Organism: Alternaria arborescens
Lineage: Eukaryota; Fungi; Ascomycota; Dothideomycetes; Pleosporales; Pleosporaceae
Exons: 1
Coding region: 1-201 (66 amino acids)
Source: RefSeq, a predicted model, not a curated record
AUGCUCGUGUCGCUCGUUUCGAGGGCACAAGCUUUUGCAGGGACUAGGCGGGGAAGCUCAUCAAUCUUACGAGCCGGUCGCCAGUUCCACGUCAGUCCAGCGUCGUACAUGCUGUGGACACGGUACUGGAAUCCCGGCGGUGAGGACCAAAUUCAUUGUGUUGAAGGCAUUCAGGCAAAUGGAAGACUUGCGACAGACUGA